This is a messenger RNA of Astrephomene gubernaculifera, 1745 nucleotides long. NCBI's taxonomy places the organism in Eukaryota, Viridiplantae, Chlorophyta, Chlorophyceae, Chlamydomonadales, Astrephomenaceae. The record is from the annotation of a GenBank genome assembly.
GUUAAGGCCGUAGAUUCGUGCCAUCAAUAGGGCAUCUCCACUAGUGUCACUGCGCGUAACAGCUCAAAGCCCGCUCUUCGAGCAUCAGCAGCAUUACAAACCCUUGGCAGCAGCCAACGUGCUGCAAGCACCAACCAUGGUGGACCGAACCGCGCUCGGCAUGAUGGUGUUGUUAAAUGCAAUUGCGGCUGGCGUACUAUACCAGCGAUUCCAUGACCAUCCUCAAGUGCAAAUGCUGGAAUCGCGGGUGCUUGAGUUAUACCACAAGGUCUUACCUCCAAAAAGCCCCGAUCGCUGCGGCGCGCUUAAAUGGCCCUCAUACGUCCUGAUCAGCGAGCGCGUGGUUUUCCCGGACGGUGUGAGACCCGGCGCCGUCUACAUCGAGGGAUCCCGGAUCGUGGCGGUUUCGGAGAACGUGUCCGUGGACCUGCCGCACGUGAUGAACUUCCGUGACGCGGUCAUCUCGCCCGGGGUCAUCGACGUGCACUGCCACCUUAACGAGCCCGGCAGGGAGGAGUGGGAGGGCAUCUUCAACGGCACCCGCGCUGCCGCCUCGGGCGGUGUGACCACGCUGGUUGACAUGCCGCUCAACAGCGCCCCCGCCACCACCACCCCGCAGCAGCUGGAGGCGAAGAAGACCAGGGCCACGGCCAAGUCCUUCACCCACCUGGGCUUCUGGGCGGGUCUGGUGCCCGCAAACGCCGCCAACCACUCCCAGUUGGCGGCCCUGCAGGCGGGCGGCGCGGCGGGCUUCAAGGCCUUCAUGUGCCCCUCCGGCAUCCGAGACUUCCCGCACGUGGGGGAGGCGGAGCUGGCGGCGGCGCUGCCGUACAUCAAGCGAGCCGGCGUGCCGCUGUUCGUACAUGCAGAGCUGGUGGAGGAGGGGGGCGAGGAGCAGCAGCAGAAGAGUGACCCGGCCGCCGACCCCACCCUGUACGACACCUACCUAGCCACCCGCCCCCCCUCCUUCGAGCGAUCUGCCGUACAGCUGCUCGUACGGCUGCUGGACUCGGACGCCACCCCGGCCGCCCCCGGCUUCCGACUGCACAUCGCGCACCUGGGGGAUGCGGGGGCGCUGGAGGAUAUUCAGGCUGCCCGCCAGCGCCACCCCAUCACCGUGGAAACCUGCGCGCACUACCUCACCUUCGCCUCCGAGGACGUCCCCCGCGGCGCCACGCACUUCAAGUGCGCCCCCCCACUGCGCGGCGCCGCCAACCGGGCGGCCCUGCGGCGGGCGGUGGCGGAGGGGCGCAUCGACCUGGUGUCCUCCGACCACUCGCCCGCGCCGCCCGAUAUGAAGGCGACGGAGAGUGGGGACUUCCUGACAGCCUGGGGCGGCAUCAGCGGGGGGCAGUACCUGCUGCCCGCCACCUGGAGCGCGCUGCGGGAGGGCAGCCCCCCCACCGCCGCCGCCAGCGAGUCCCAGCUGCUGCGGCUGACUCAGCUGCUCAGCGAGGCGCCCGCAGCUCUGGCGGGGCUGGCGGGGCGCAAGGGGCGGCUGGAGGCGGGGUUCGAUGCGGACAUUGUGGUGUGGGAGCCCGAGGUGCGCACCAACACCUCCGUCGCCCUCAACCUGCACACCCACAAGCUCUCGCCGUACACGGACGCCGUGUUGUACGGCAAGGUGAUUGCGACGGUUGUGGGCGGGGAGCUGACGGCGCUGUACGGGCACACCAACCCCCGGCCCUGCGGCAAACUGGUGCUUCGGGGGACGUAGCUGGGGCUGGCUGGCUGGGGAGGAGCAC